Messenger RNA from Culex pipiens pallens (northern house mosquito), 4605 nucleotides. RefSeq names its product E3 ubiquitin-protein ligase Nedd-4-like. Gene Ontology annotation, biological process: regulation of dendrite morphogenesis; ubiquitin-dependent protein catabolic process. Gene Ontology annotation, molecular function: ubiquitin protein ligase activity; sodium channel inhibitor activity; protein binding. The record is from RefSeq and is a predicted model, not a curated record. Bases 742 to 3960 code for a protein of 1072 amino acids. Lineage: Eukaryota; Metazoa; Arthropoda; Insecta; Diptera; Culicidae. The transcript is spliced from 14 exons.
UCAGUUCGGUCGUGCAGUGUGCGUGCGUGUGCGUUGCUGACAGCAGCGCCAGGCAAUCGCAGCAAACGUCUUUUUUUCCUCUCUCUGCCUUUGUUGAUGUGUGUGUGUUUGUGUGCGCGCUGUGGCGGUGUUAUUAUUAAAUUAUAAGGAAAAACGGGAAACGGGAUUUGGGGUGGACGGAAUCGGGACCGAAAAAAAAUCCUUCGGUGCACCGUGGAUAGCGGUUCGGUUGUGGUGCUCGAUUGGAAGUUUGACGAUCGAUUGAGGGUGGAAUUCCGGAGGCAAGAUGCCAUAGCUGUGGCAGCGAGCUGCCAGCUGCCAGCACGACCUACGGAAUGACCUGUUCCGUCGUCGCGGAGGAGGAGCUUUAGCGAAACUCUAAGGAGGGGGAAACCCACCGGGAACCCAGUUCCGGAAAGGCUCCUGCAGCGGAAUCUAGUCAUCCGCGAAGGCGAAGAAACUUCCGGAUUAGGGGAAAAUUGCAAAAUUUCCCAACUUCCCAAGGAAGAAAGAAGACGACGACGAGGUGUGUGUUUGUGUGUGUGUGUGUGUGAGAGAGAGUGAGAACUAAACGGAACGGAACGAAAAAGUUGUUUUUGUUUUUGCAACACUCACUGACACUGCCGCCUGGCUGUUAUUGAUUGGUUCUUGAAGGAAGGAAGAGCAGGCAGCAGCGGCAGUAGUGAGGACGAAGGAAUCCAGCAAGUGCGCGUAGAGGAAUUCGGAUCCAGAGCGUCAGCCAUGGCUACCAGCAGCCAGGAUUACGGAUACCUGACCGGAGCGGACGAGCUGAACAACGAGGAAAGCCCGUGCUGCCGAUUGCGAAUAAAAGUCAUCGCCGGCCAACAGCUGGCCAAAAAGGACAUCUUUGGUGCCAGUGACCCGUACGUCCGGAUCGACCUGAACACGAUCGCCGGCGACGAGAACAUCGACUCGGUGCUCACCAAAACGAAGAAGAAGACGCUGAACCCGCGCUGGAACGAGGAGUUCGUGUUCCGCGUCAAGCCGAACGAGCACAAGCUGGUCUUUCAGGUGUUCGACGAGAACCGGCUGACGCGGGACGACUUCCUCGGCAUGGUCGAGCUGUCACUGGCCCAGCUGCCGAAGGAGACCGAGGGCGCGCAGAUUCCGCCCAAGAGCUACCCGUUGCGGCCGCGCAGGUCAGUAGGUGCUCGCUCGAAGGUGCGCGGCCAGCUGGAUCUGUACCACGCGUACAUUCAGGACCAGAACACUCCCGCCGGGGAGGCCGACUGGGAAAUCAUCGAAUCGAAUAACUCAAUCUCUAGUAAUACCAACGUGGUCGCAAGCCGCCCGGCCGAUAUACUGCCCUCGGGCUGGGAGGAGCGCCAGGAUGCCAACGGACGGACCUACUACGUGAACCACCUGGCCCGGUCGACGCAGUGGGAGCGACCCACCGCCGUCUUGACCCAAUCAUCCCAGGACACCGACAUGGCAGCCGCCUUCCAGCGACGUGUUCACAUCAGCGUGGAUGACAACAUUACGGAGGACAACGCAGACACCGACAACGACUCGAUCAGUCUGACCAACGACGAAACGGAAGAGGAAGACGACGACGAUCCGCCACCUUCCGUGCAGGAAGUUGUGGCGGCCGCUUCGUUGGUCACUUCCUCUUCGCUCGAUCGUCAGGACACGGUCGACUCCCUGGUCAUCGAGGAAGCGUCCGGUCGGGAGGAACCGGUGGCGCCGCCCGAGGACGAAGUCGGCCUUGACGCGCUCAGCGCGGACCUCGCGGAUGAUCACGAAGAGUCCAGCAACGCAAGCCUCACGUCCGAGGUGGCGGCCCUGCGGUUGGACACUUCGUUGAACAGCUCGGCAGCUUCGCUGCUUCCGGCGAUCACGGAGUCAACGCCAAGAAAUGACCCGGACCAAGGAGCCGUGGUGUUCCGGUCGGACUCGCUGCGCUCGCUGCCGACGAUCCGGGUCAGUUCGCCACCGCAGCUUCCGGCCGCGCUGGUGCGCAGCCCGAGUCGGGUAGCUUCGGUGGCGAACCCCGGCGUAGCCAGCAUCAACCGAAGAAGAAGACUUCCGUCGGCACUGCCAGCGAUCGUGCGAUCGCGACCGGUGACGAUCCAACCCAGAAGCCCGGAAGAUCUACCGCCGCCGUCCCCGGAAAGCGUUCCGGAACUGUUCGAGGAAGAGGGAGAUGAUGGUUCCGCCGGAGAGGAUGGUGACCACGCGGCGCAGAACCGGAUACUGCAGCACCUCAGCGAGAGCAGUCGUCGCUCCUCGAGCCGUUCGUCGAUCGGUAGCGACAACAGCGUUCGGGGAAGUCUCAACGGAGGAGCGGGAGGUUCCGCGGCCCAUCCUCCGGCCAACGGAGAAGACGAAGCGGACAGCGGAGGAGGAACUCGACGAGCGUCGACUACCGCCACCGCCACCAACAACAAUAACGACACGGGUGACGAUCGGUCGUCGACCCGCUCGUCGACGUCCAACGAGAACGAUUCGUCCAGCAGUAGUCCGGCCGCGACGGAAGCAGUGCUGCCAACCGGGUGGUCAAUGCAGCUUGCGCCCAACGGUCGCGUGUUCUUCAUCGAUCACAACGAGAAGAAGACCUCGUGGGUGGAUCCGCGGACGGGUCGAGCCAGCCCGAUGCCGAACGCGUCCAGCAGUGCGGCCAUCAGUGAUUCGCGCCGUCCGGAGGACGGACUGGCACCACUGCCGGAAGGUUGGGAGGAGCGAGUUCACACCGACGGGCGGAUAUUCUUCAUCGAUCACAACACGCGAACCACCCAGUGGGAGGAUCCCCGCCUGUCGAUGCCAAACGUAGCCGGCCAAGCAGUUCCUUACUCGAGAGAUUACAAGCGGAAGUACGAGUACCUCAAGGGGCAGCUCCGGAAGCCGGCCAACGUCCCGAACAAGAUCGAGAUCAAGGUGCGGCGGGCGUCCAUCCUGGAGGACUCGUACCGCAUCAUCAACUCGAUCACCAAGGUCGAUCUGCUCAAGACGAAGCUGUGGAUCGAGUUCGAGGGCGAAGCGGGCCUGGACUACGGCGGGCUGGCCCGCGAGUGGUUCUACCUGCUGUCGAAGGAGAUGUUCAACCCGUACUACGGGCUGUUCGAGUACUCGGCCAUGGACAACUACACGCUGCAGAUCAACCCGUUCAGCGGGCUGUGCAACGAGGAUCACCUGCACUACUUCAAGUUCAUCGGACGGGUAGCCGGCAUGGCCGUGUACCACGGCAAGCUGCUGGACGCGUUCUUCAUCCGCCCCUUCUACAAGAUGAUGCUCCAGAAGCCGAUCGACCUCAAGGACAUGGAAGCCGUCGACAUGGAGUACUACAACUCCCUGCUCUGGAUCAAGGAGAACGACCCGAGCGAGCUGAUGCUGACGUUCUGCGUGGACGAGGAAACGUUCGGCUACACCAGCCAGCGGGAACUCAAGCCCAACGGCGCCGACAUCGAGGUCACCAACGACAACAAGGACGAGUACAUCAAGCUGGUGAUCGAGUGGCGCUUCGUGGCCCGCGUCAAGGACCAGAUGCAGGCCUUCCUCGAGGGGUUCGGCCAGAUCGUGCCGCUCAACAUGCUGAAGAUCUUCGACGAGAACGAGCUGGAGCUGCUGAUGUGCGGCAUCCAGAGCAUCGACGUCAAGGACUGGAAGCGCAACACGCUGUACAAGGGCGACUACUUUGCGAACCACGUCAUCAUCCAGUGGUUCUGGCGGGCGGUCCUGUCCUUCUCGAACGAGAUGCGCGCCCGGCUGCUGCAGUUUGUGACCGGUACGAGCCGGGUUCCGAUGAACGGCUUCAAGGAGCUGUACGGCUCGAACGGGCCGCAGAUGUUCACGAUCGAGAAGUGGGGCACGCCGGAGAACUACCCAAGGGCGCACACGUGCUUCAACCGGCUGGAUCUGCCCCCGUACGAGAGCUAUCUGGCGCUAAAGGACCGACUGAUUAAAGCAAUCGAGGGCAGCCAAGGCUUUGCCGGAGUGGACUAAGCGCGCGGCAUGUCAAAACAAGGACAACAAACAAACAACAACAAAAGGUUUGCGCUUUAUGUAUAUGUAAAUAUUUAUUAAACAAGCAAGAAGAUAUCGCAAAAUGGAAUCAUUCCGAACCCUCCCGGAAGCAAAAUAAUAGCAACUUACACACACUCACACAAUGACAUUAAUGCAAAUUGUUAGAGCACUUUGCAGCAAUCAAGGAAAAAUAAAAGAUUUAUUUUUGAGAGUCCCCCUUCCGCAAACUCCUCUCUUCUAUUUUAGAAAACAAAACUCUAAAUUUUAGCUAGCAACACUCACACACACACACACAUACAUGACAAUCGGUUGACAAGCAUCUUCUGUUAAACACACCCACACACAGACAUCCAGACGAAAUAAUUCGAGUGAGUCACACGGAAAAAAACUCUUCAGCUGCCAAAACCACAUCUUCGAAGUAGCUUCGAUUGUUUGUUCUAUGUCUCUCCUUUGAAAACGAAAACCAAAUUUUUGUGUAGUCUGUAAAAGCAUCACAUUUUUACCUGUUUGUAGUUGGAAAUUUAAAAUUAAAAAAAAUCUGUGUUAGUUGAGAAAAAAAAAACAAAGUAACCUUACACGAACAAAAAAUAUCAAAAAGUCAUGUUGAAGCGCGUGCGUGCGCGC